Molecule: messenger RNA, 2012 nt
Organism: Ciona intestinalis (vase tunicate)
Lineage: Eukaryota; Metazoa; Chordata; Ascidiacea; Phlebobranchia; Cionidae
Source: RefSeq, a predicted model, not a curated record
AGGUUCAAUUUUUAACUUGAUUUGGCCAAAACAUCGUAAUGUCUGAAAGGAUAAACCCAGACCUUCAGAAAGAAAGAGACGCAGCAACUUUUGACGUUGAAGAAUUGUCGGUUCUUUUGCACAAUGGAGCACAUGAACUUGAGAAGAAACGUAAACUUGAGGAAUUAGUGAGGAACGACCCAGAUUAUAAAAGUCUUCCGUUUGACUUCCUGUCACGUGAAGCUCAGUAUGAGGAAGGUGUCCGUCGGAGCACGAUCGCUGUAGCGAAGAAAGAUCAACUUGGUUCGUUGAUCGAAAACCAUGGAGAUCUUAUAACUUACAACACUCAUGUGGGAAGGGGUAAAGCGGGCCCAUUCAACCUACACACAGGCAUGUUCAUCCCUACCCUGGUGAAACAAGGUUCACCGGAACAAGUUGCCAAGUGGUUGCCACUCAGUGAGAAUUAUCAGAUAGUUGGAACCUACGCACAAACUGAGAUGGGACACGGAACCUUUCUGCGUGGGUUGGAAACAACGGCCCAUUACGACCCGCACACCCAGGAGUUUGUUCUCAAUUCACCGACAACGACGUCUAUCAAAUGGUGGCCGGGGGCAUUGGGCAAAACCUCCACGCACGCUGUUGUUCUCGCACAGUUAUAUACGUUGGGUAAAUGCCAUGGAAUUCAUGCGUUCGUCGUUCAACUCAGAAGUUUGGAGGAUCAUAAGUCUCUACCAGGAAUAAUGGUUGGGGAUAUUGGGCCAAAGUUCGGGUACGGCGCAAACGAUAACGGUUUCCUGAAGUUGAGCAACCACAGAAUACCGAGGGAGAAUAUGCUCAUGAAAUAUUCAAAGGUUGCGCCCGAUGGUUCGUACAGCAAACCCCCCAAGUCCACAUUAACAUAUGGGACGAUGACAUUCGUACGUGCCAUGAUAGUACGAGGGUCCGCACAAGCCAUCGCACAGGGGGCGACCAUCGCAAUACGAUACAGCGCUGUGAGGAGGCAGAGUGAGAUGCGGCCUGGCGAACCAGAGCCCCAGGUCCUAAGUUACCCCACACAGCAGUACAAGUUGUUCCCACUACUUUGCGCGGCUUAUGCUUUCCACUUUGUGCAAGUGAAGAUGAUUGAGGCCUACAGUGAAGUGACGGAACUUGUUAACAAGGGGGAUUUCUCAAGAACGCAAGAGCUUCAUGCUUUAUCAUCUGGUUUGAAAGCUUAUACAUCAGCGAUAUCAAACACUGGUUUGGAAGUAUGUCGCACUUCAUGUGGUGGGCAUGGUUACUCUUGUGCGAGCGGUUUCCCCGCUUUAUACACAAACUUCACGCCAUCCGUAACUUAUGAAGGAGAAAACACAGUGUUGUUGCUACAAUGCGCAAGGUACUUGGUGAAAUGCACCCGUGACUUGCGUAGCGGGGCAAAACUACCGGGCAGUGUUGCAUAUCUAUCGUGUGGUUGUGAUCCAUCAAGUAUAGGGAAGGACUUCACCAACGUCAAGACGCUCGAUUCUCUUUAUAAACAACGAGCGCUGGGAUUAAUCAGGUUUGCGAGUGGCAAAGUAGACGCUUCAAUGGACGGUGGAAUGGACCUCGUUGGUGCGUUGAAUGAAUCGUCCGUACACCUUGUGCGGGCUGCAGUUGCCCACAGCCAUUACUUUGUUGUUCGGAACUUCUUCGAGAAAUUAUCAAAGUUGACUUCGACCUCCCAACUCCUCAUGGAGGUUCUACACCAGUUGUCGUUGUUCUACGCGCUUGACGGGGUCGCUCAGCAUAGUGGGGAGUUUCUUGAGGAUGGUUUAUUGAGUGGGGAAGAUGUGAAACAGAUACGACAACUAACAGUGGAAAUGCUGCCGAAGAUUCGUGUCAAUGCUGUGGCUCUGGUGGAUGCAUUCGAGUUUGGUGAUGAUGUCCUUGGUUCAGUGUUGGGAAGAUACGAUGGUAACGUUUACGAGAAUCUUUUUAAAUGGGCUCAGGAUUCACCACUUAAUAAAACGGAUGUAAGUGUUUGGUUUGGUAAUUCUUAACUUCUAUCAUAGUAA